GUAUAAGACCAUUUCUACGGGGGCAGGGCGAUAUCCAUUGCAAGGCAUUGCGCACUUUCGCCGUUGUAUCCGUUCUACUGUCGUUGGCGACUUUAUGCGUGUUUCAGAGCCUCCAAAUGACUUCCAAGGGCAACCCCGAGCAACGAGAAUCAGUGCAGCGGGAGAAGAGCCAGCCGACGUUGGCGGAUAAUCCCUACAAUCCCAAUUCAGCCGCAUAUCUGGCCUACCCAGUCAAACAUGUCGUAUCAAGCCUGUAUCGACGUAUGACUGAACCCCCCGAACACCCUGUCAACAAGUUGCUGGACGCCCCUGCUGCUGCUUCAUCUUCAGGUGUUUACACCCCUCCCAAAAGAAGCCAAUCACCGUUUCAACCUCCUCCUCUCACGCCUCUCGAACUAAAACACACUUUAUCGCCACAGGCUGCAGAGUCAUUGUUAUUGUCCAGGCCAUUGGCAGAAGAAAUACGGCUAUUAAUACCCCCGAGACUUCAACUCAUCGCCCAAUGGCGACUGGCGUAUUCUUUGGAGGUUCAUGGAUCUUCGUUGGCGACAUUGUAUGAGCACUGUGCCAAUGUCUCGACUUAUACGCAACGUUCGGGCUAUGUGCUCGUAGUAAGAGAUGGCUCUACGGCGGCUUCGAACGGGUCCAUCUUUGGCGCGUACCUUUCCGACUCGCCCAAGCCAGGCUUGCAUUACUUUGGCACGGGAGAAUGCUUCCUUUGGCGAGCGAGUAUACUCCCUGCGCUGAGAGAUCUGUCUGAGAGCUUAGAGGGCGAUGCACAAUCGCCAUCGCAUGAUCUACUGGAGAUGGCAGGUCUUCCACCCCCACCAAGUGCAGACACUACAAAUUUGCAGAGGGCGACUACGGUUCGUGGUGAGCGGAAGUCGUCAUCAGUAUCGGCGUCGACAACAUCUUUGCCUCUACCUAUGAAUAAGGAUGCUCUCGCACCGCCGCAGCUCCCUCGGUCUGGCACAUCGACGCCAGAUCGUAUCCGGUUUAAGGCGUUUCCUUACAGCGGAGUUAAUGAUUUUCUGCUAUACUGUCAGGCUGGCUAUCUCUCAAUUGGAGGCGGUGACGGCCAUUAUGGACUGUGGUUAGACGAUGAGCUCAACACCGGUAUCAGCGAGACAUGUCCGACGUUUGGCAAUGAGCCCCUGAGCGAUGAAGGCCGUAAGUUUGACGUCUUGGGUGUAGAGGUAUGGUAUGUGGGCGCGUAACAUCAUCAAGCUCUUCUGCCCGAGAGAAUCGUGGCCAGCCAAAUCAAUGUCACGCGACGGCGAUGACAAGUAAUCCUCCAGACGAACGACCACCGUGCCGUGAUAACGCCGCCAAUGUCGAAAAGAUGGUUGAGGCGAUAGCGAUGGGGACCCAGACACGUGCCGAGAGAGGUUCUGCUAGGCUGAAGAUCUGAGGUAAUUUGCUCCUAUCUCCACAAGGACAUUCUCCUUAGCGAGCAUACCCACUCAUGUUGUACAAUAUGCACCUGAGGUCACUCGCAUCAAAUCUGCUGCCUUUGCAGAAUCAGUAUUGCUUGAACUGGAGGAUCCCGAGCGCUACGACAUUUUCAGCAAAAGGCUUGUUGCAGAAAGUCACUCAGCUAACCCCACAUGGUUUGAAAGGAGGAGUUUCAAGUCUUCAUGACUUGACUUCUAUCGAUGUCAUCAGUCAGGACGUGUAGCUUGAACAAGAGUGUGCCCGCUCUAGGCGAGCCCUAACGUUGGCUCCCUGGAGAGUGAGGAGUCCCGGACUUCCCAAGCGGACGGUAUAUCUAUAUGGUGGUAGUAUACGCUACAGUAAUCAAGGCCCCAUGGUCGAGGAUGAACUUGUACCGAUGUUGCAAGAUACUGGUGAUUGAUUGCAACGCAUACAGUAUGGAAAUGGCAAACAAAUUUGCUGGUGGAGAAUCCGCUCCUUGUGUAAUUGUAGGAUCUGGCGUCAUGGGCGGAAGAGCAUAUCCGAGCGGAAUUUUUAUCGCGCGGAAUGUUGGAUACUCCUCCACAAGGCCUUUUUUCGGCGCUUCAACAUAUGGUUCCUGAAGACAGAUUUGCGCCGUGGAGAAGUCCUUUUCUGUACUGUAUGAUCAAUGAUUCCAGGGAUGCAUUGCGGGUUUUCUGCGUCAAAAAAAAGGUGCACGAGCCAAUCAAGAAAUUCACCACCAAUUCUACAUCGAUGAGCACUCGCUGGGGCAAUGAACAACAGACACGACGGUAGGUGAAUGUCAUGCUAUUACAGAAGCACAUACUCCAUACGAUGAUGUUGUCACUCGCUGGGCC
This is a messenger RNA of Exophiala oligosperma, 2273 nucleotides long. RefSeq lists its product as uncharacterized. The transcript has a single exon. Gene Ontology annotation, biological process: response to oxidative stress. The record is from RefSeq and is a predicted model, not a curated record. Gene Ontology annotation, cellular component: nucleus. Lineage: Eukaryota; Fungi; Ascomycota; Eurotiomycetes; Chaetothyriales; Herpotrichiellaceae. Bases 117 to 1217 code for a protein of 366 amino acids.